AUGUUGUGGUAUCUACCUCGGAAGUAUCGACCGCCCAUCCUAUUCAAGAUUUUACUCGGGAUCGAACUCCCCGUCACCAUUGCGAUCCUCGCCUUGUUCGGCAUCGCAGCGCCAGAUCUAUAUCGAACAAGACUGUGGAAAGAUGGCGCUCAGAAUGGUUUCAAUAGCGGCCCGGAAGACGAGAUUUACACUCUUGCAAACUAUCGCCCAUACACUACACCCAAGCCUUGGAGUCAAUUUCUUACAAACUUCAACCUAACUAUAUCGGUGUUGAGCUUAUUUCUCAUGCUCGUCAAGGCACCUAUGUUCAUCUUGAACGUCUUUUAUCCUCCACUUUCCGUACUUGUGCACAUAGGAUUGAUCAUUAUUUAUGCUAUUUCAAUCGCAUAUCAAGCGUCUCCCGACAUGUCCGACCCCGAACGCCCGCAACCAGGCGCGCCAUGGUAUCUCACCAAGAAUUGCAACGUCGCUAAGAGUCCUUCCAAUGUUGGUUAUUGCCGGCAAGCAAAGGCAUCAUUUGCUUGCACUGUGUUAAUGCUCGCAAUCUUCAUCGUCCACAGCGUCUACGCUAUCUAUUCUUGCCUCCCCACCGUAGAGAUCCGCGAAAAGCAAAGACAGCGCCUCGAGCGGCGUAAGGAACUCGAAGACCUAAAAAGUCUGAAAUCUCCCACUUACUCUAUGCACACACCCAUGACUCCCGGGGGCACUGGUUUCCCGCCAAUGACGCCUCGUACCCAAGCCUUUAACCGUCUCGGUGGAACCACAGACCUGCCCCUACGAAACCAUUUCCUUCCUCCUGAUAUGCCGAAUGGUUCCCAUUUGAAAAACUUCAGCAUGCCUUCACCUUCGCAGAGCCCCACACCACCGCAGAUGAGUGGGUCUACAACAAAUGGAACACCACCGCCGAAUGGAAACGCAGGAACAGAAGUUCAGAGUCAGGCGACCAUGUAUUUCCCCCCGCCACCAAAGAAGGCAAGUAAAUGA
Histoplasma capsulatum G186AR is the source of this 984-nucleotide messenger RNA. RefSeq lists its product as uncharacterized. The record is from RefSeq and is a predicted model, not a curated record. Lineage: Eukaryota; Fungi; Ascomycota; Eurotiomycetes; Onygenales; Ajellomycetaceae. The transcript is spliced from 3 exons. Bases 1 to 984 code for a protein of 327 amino acids.